Ziziphus jujuba (common jujube) is the source of this 2910-nucleotide messenger RNA. Its product is annotated as U-box domain-containing protein 3. Gene Ontology annotation, biological process: protein ubiquitination. NCBI's taxonomy places the organism in Eukaryota, Viridiplantae, Streptophyta, Magnoliopsida, Rosales, Rhamnaceae. The transcript has 5 exons. Gene Ontology annotation, cellular component: nucleus; cytoplasm. The coding region runs from base 202 to 2517 and encodes 771 amino acids. The record is from RefSeq and is a predicted model, not a curated record. Gene Ontology annotation, molecular function: ubiquitin-protein transferase activity; protein binding.
CUCUCUCUCUCUCUCUCUCUCUCUCUCUCUCUCUCUCUCUCAGGCAGCUUUGUAAUGAAAAGCAAUGCAUGGGUAUGGAUUGAUUGUUGGAGGUUGAUCUCACAAUCAAUCCCAUAGAAGUAAGCUUCUGGCUUUUGGGGUUCAUCAAGAUCUUUAUAUAGCUUAACUCACCAGCUCAAGCCACUGAAGUAGCGCAGGUAGAUGGACACAUCUAUGAAAUGUCUAAUAAACAGCAUUCAUCGAUUUAUUCAUCUAGUUUCAUGCCAAACUAUAAAACCCAUGCCCAUUCAGAAACAUUAUAGAACUGUAGCUGGUGUCCUAAAGCUUUUGAAACCAGUGCUUGAUGAAGUAGUAGAUUACAAGAUACAGUCAGAUGAAGUCCUAUAUAAAGAAUGCGGAGAAUUGGAUAUUGCUGUAAAUGAGGGGAGGGAAUUCAUGGAAAAGUGGUCUCCAAAGAGGAGCAAAAUCAGCACUGUUUUACGGAGUGAGUUGUUGUUGAUGAAAAUUCAAAGUUCUUCACUCAAGCUUUGCUACAUAAUAUGUAGAUUGUUACAUUCAUCUUCAUCUAAUUCAAAUUUGACUGGUAUUCAGCACUGUAUGCAGGAAAUCCAAUGCUUGAAGCAGGAAAGAAUAACUGAAUACAUAGAAGGGGCUAUGAGAAGUCAAAGGAACAAUGCCCUUCCUGGUACCAAAGAUCUUAUGAAAAUUAUUGAAUUGCUUGGUUUAACAUCCCAAGAACUGCUGAAAGAAAGCAUUGCUGUGGAAAAGGAGAGAAUGAAUGCUGAAGUUCGUGAAGUAAAGGAACACUUAGAAGAAUUCAAUCAAAUUGUGGAUCUUGUUUCCCAUAUCCGGGAUUACAUAAUUAAAAUUGAUCAUUUUGAAGCCUCAACUGGCACUGUAAUCCCUCCAUAUUUCUGCUGUCCUUUGUCAUCAGAACUCAUGUUGGAUCCUGUGAUUUUGGCUUCAGGUCAAACCUAUGAGAGAUCUUCAAUUCAGAAAUGGCUUGAUCAUGGACUGACUAUCUGCCCAAAGACUCGUCAAAUUUUGACACACACAAAUCUCAUUCCUAAUUAUACUGUCAAAGCUAUGAUAGCAAGUUGGUGCGAGGAAAACCAUGUAAAACUACCCGUUAAUCCUGACUGCACUACUGCUGUCUCCGUUCCAUCCCUACCAUGCCAUGUACCUUCUCAAGUGCCAGUUUGUACAGAUAGUUUCCGGUGCUCUAUGCUCAGUAGCAAUUCUACAUCAAGAUCAUCUCUUGAAGUUGGAAAUAUUAUAUCAUGUGGAGAAAAAUCAAAUGGAUGCCAUAGCAGAGAGAAAAGCCACAUGUCCCCUGAACACUCGUAUCUUCACAGCAGGAGUGAAUCAACCUCAAGUGCCCUGUCCAGUAUUGAUUAUGUGCCGCCAGCAUCGAUUGAGGUUUCAGGGGUACCUACUAAGCCUGAAAUUGUGAAUGAGUUGAAUGGGGAGAUCACAUCUGAGUGCUUUCCUGCUCUGCCAAAUAAGGAAUCAAACAUUUCUCCAUGGCUAUUAGGAAAGCAACUCCACAUUUCCAAAACAAAAGCAGAAGUGGGAAGAAAUGGGCACCUUAAUGAUUUGAAAGAGUCCUUCUCAUCUUUGAAUUCACUAUCUGAAGAGUUGACCACGGCUUCCCAUGUCAAAAAAUUGGUCGAAAAUCUUAGGAGCCAUUCAAAAGAAGUGCAAACUACAGCUGCUGAAGAGUUGCGGCUUCUUUCAAAGCACAAUGUGGAGAACCGCAUUGUCAUAGGCCAGUCUGGUGCUAUCACACCGUUACUUGCACUGCUAUAUUCAGAGACAAAGCUAACACAAGAGCAUGCUGUGACAGCUCUCUUGAAUCUAUCAAUAAACAAAGACAAUAAAGCCAUGAUUGCUGAAGCAGGAGCAAUAGAACCUCUAAUUCAUGUCCUGAAAACAGGAAAUGAUGGAGCCAAGGAAAAUUCUGCUGCAGCUUUGUUCAGCAUCUCUGUAUUAGAGGAAUACAAAGCAAAAAUUGGACGUUCAGGUGCAGUGAAAGCCUUGGUGGAUCUUCUAGGCUCAGGGACUUUUAGAGGGAAAAAAGAUGCAGCUACUGCUUUGUUUAAUCUAUCGAUUUUUCAUGAAAAUAAGGCUAGGAUGGUGCAGGCUGGGGCUGUGAAGUAUCUUGUUGAGUUGAUGGACCCUAAUACUGGGAUGGUUGACAAGGCUGUUGCUCUUUUGGCAAAUUUGUCCACAAUAGGAGAAGGGCGAUUAGCACUCGUGCGACAAGGGGGCAUUCCAUUACUAGUUGAGAUUGUUGAAACAGGUUCCCAGAGGGGAAAGGAAAAUGCAGCCUCCAUAUUGUUGCAACUGUGUCUGCAUAGUCCUAAGUUUUGUACCCUGAUUCUACAGGAAGGAGCAGUCCCUCCCCUUGUAGCCUUAUCUCAAUCUGGCACAACAAGAGCAAAGGAAAAGGCCCAGCAGCUUCUCAGCCAUUUCCGGAAUCAGCGAGAAGGGGCAACUGGGAAGGGAAAAUCAUGAAAAAGAGAAUUUUGUUGGGUUUGUGGCUGCUUUUUAUGAUAUUUUUCCUCUAUAUCAGUUGCAUUUUCAAAAUAUUCUUUAUUUUUUACUCUAUAUAUUGCAGCAUAGUUAGAUUUUGUGCCAUUCCACAGUAAGUGGGAACAUUUUGUGUUAAGCGUAGGAUACUUACUGUGCUCCUAGUUUGAUCGUAGCAUUUUUUUUUUUAAUUUUUUUUAAUAAUAGUUUGAUCGUAGCUUGGUUACUGCAAUUUUUAUGUUUUGAGUCUGAUUGAUUGAACCUCAAUCAGUGUUGUAGAUAAUCUGUACAUAGGGCUAUAGACUCUUUGUAAUCUGCUAUACAAGCAUAGUGCUUUUUUUUUUUUAUGCUAUUUGGUGCACAGCCAGUUUUGAUGUU